AUGUCGAAACCCUCCCUCGAAACGCAGCGGGCAGCCAUCCAUGCAUACCUCGUCGCCCUUGACGCUGAAGCUAUGCAGACGGUGGACCAGAUCUGGAUUGUCCUCCCGCUUGACGAGGCGUUGGCGGCCACCGAAUCAACCCGACGAGAUCUGCGUAGACGGCGCGAAGCUGCGCUCAAACUAUUACACGCGCUCGACUCACCAGCGCCGCCAUCUAAGCGCCUUCCGCGGUCAUCCUUAUCCUCAACCUAG
Molecule: messenger RNA, 252 nt
Organism: Peniophora sp. CBMAI 1063
Lineage: Eukaryota; Fungi; Basidiomycota; Agaricomycetes; Russulales; Peniophoraceae
Source: the annotation of a GenBank genome assembly